GCGGCAUCAUGUGAGCGGGGCCGGGCCGGGCCGGGCCGAGCUGUUCCGUGUCCCGGCGGCGGCGGUGGGGACCAUGGGGGCGGCGGUGCUGAGCGGGUUGGUCCUGGCCUUGACCCUGGCGCUGCCCGCCUUGGCCCUGGACAACGGGCUGGCGCUCACCCCCCCCAUGGGCUGGCUGGCGUGGGAGAGGUUCCGCUGCAACGUGGACUGCCAGGCGGACCCCCGCAACUGCAUCAGUGAGACACUCUUCUUCGAGAUGGCAGACCGCCUGGCAGAGGAUGGCUGGAGGGAGCUGGGCUACAAGUACAUCAACAUUGACGACUGCUGGGCAGCCAAGCAGCGGGACGCGGUGGGACGGCUGGUUCCCGACCCUCAGAGGUUUCCCAGGGGGAUUAAGGCUCUGGCUGACUAUGUCCACGCCCGGGGCCUGAAGCUGGGCAUUUAUGGAGAUCUCGGCACCUUCACCUGUGGGGGCUACCCUGGGACCACACUGGACCUUGUGGAGCAGGACGCUCAAACCUUUGCAGAGUGGGGUGUGGACAUGCUGAAGCUGGAUGGGUGCUACUCUUCAGGAGAGGAGCAGGCAGAGGGCUACCCAGAAAUGGCGAGGGCCUUGAAUGCCACAGGCCGCCCCAUCAUGUACUCCUGCAGUUGGCCAGCAUAUCAGGGGGGGCUCCCACCCAAGGUGAACUACACCGUCCUGGCAGAGGUCUGCAACCUGUGGCGUAACUACGACGACAUCCAAGACUCCUGGGACAGUGUGCUUUCCAUCCUGGACUGGUUCUCUGAAAACCAGGACGUCCUGCAGCCAGCGGCUGGCCCUGGCCACUGGAAUGACCCAGACAUGCUCAUCAUUGGAAACUUUGGCCUUAGCUAUGAGCAGUCACGCUCCCAAAUGGCCUUGUGGACAGUGAUGGCAGCUCCGCUCCUUGUGUCCGUGGACCUCCGCACCAUCUCCCCGAGCGCCAAGGAGAUCCUGCAGAACCGCCUGAUGAUCAAGAUCAACCAGGACCCCCUGGGGAUCCAGGGGCGCAGGAUCGUCAAGGAGAAAUCCCUCAUCGAGGUGUUCCUGCGCCCGCUGUCCCAGGCCGCCAGUGCCCUUGUCUUCUUCAGCCGGAGGACAGAUAUGCCCUUCCGCUACACCACCAGCCUGGCCAAGCUCCACUUCCCCAAGGACGCCGCGUACGAGGUCCAAGAUGUGUACAGCGGGAAGAUCAUCAGUAUCUUAAAGACAGAAGACAGUUUCUCGGUCAUUAUUAACCCCUCGGGGGUGGUGAUGUGGUAUGUCUCUCCCAUGGUGCUCCCGGCGCAGCCCUGGCACGUUGUCAGACAACAAGCCCCCGGCAAGGGUUUCCACCCGGUCCUCCUGUGACAAUCUCGGCAGACGGGGGUGUGGGUCAGUGCUGGGGUGAGCUGCGAGACCCUGGGGCACGUGGCUCUUUGCUGCACAAGUGCCUUUCACUGGCGUACCCGGCAGUGCUGGGAGUGACUGUUCCCCUGGUACAGCUUGAUGAUGUCUACUCGGUCUGCGUAAAGCAGGAAUUCUUGUUACCCACUUCCUAAGGCUGUGGAGAGCGUAAUUCCUUGGUGAUUACGAAGCCCUUUGAGACCCUGUGGAAGACGCCAUACAAGCAGAGUCCAGCCACUGUUGGAAUGCAUCAUCUCUGAUGCCUGAGCACUUCACUGCUUCGAGCUGGGUACCAGUUACCGCUGCGGGGGCUCUUUGACCUAUACCUGUAGAAAGGCUUUGGAUGCUUUAGUAUCUUUUAGGAUAGUGACCCUCACCAUGUGUGAUGGCAUUAGCCUCAAGGAUCAGACCUGAUCACCUUCUUUACUUUGCUAUAAUCAGCUUGGCUUAGAAUAAGGGGCUGUCAGUAGGGCUGCACUCUUCCCAGGUAUCCUCCCCGGGACCAAGAGCUGCUGGAGGCAUGGUGGUCCUGUGGAGAGAGGCUUUGCUUGCAGGCCUGAUCCUGCUGCCAGGAUCCUGGAGGCCAGCACUACUCCAGCCUUGCACGCACACUAGCAUUGUGUCAAAGCCCCUCUGGUAUCAGUUUACAGCAAGAGCAGAGCAAAAAAAAAAACCUCCUUUGGCUAUGCACAACCGCAGCAGCCUUGCUGUGGUACGGCACCAAAAAAACUGCAGAGCUGUAGCUUGAUUUGCAUGAGUCGUGUUGGGCAGAUGCUGAUGCUCAGUUGAGGUUGUCUUUUGAGUUGAGAGAUGGUCACAGGUGCCUCCAAGCUGCAAGUUACAUCCUGUUCUUGCUCUAGCAGGAAAUUCCUGCUAUAAAGGGGCUCCGGCCCUCCUCCAGCAGGCUGAACACUCAGGGUUUCUCAGGGAAAGACUCCUCCUUCUCCCAAGGGCAGCUACAUCCACAGCUCCGUCCUGAGGAGGAGCCUGCACUAAUAAACUAGGAAGUGAGUGGCAAAACACUCACACUAAAGCCCUCAAGUGCUUCACCUCCAUGCAGCACACAUCCUAUGGAGGAGUUUUGGGUGAGACGUGGCCUACCCUGACUGCCCCAGAGAGAGGUGCAGUGUUCAUGAAGAUUGACGCUUAAGAUUGCAGCCCAGGGAGACUGACACAAGAUUAAGCCUCAGACUGCAGAAAUAUCACAUUUUAGAUUAGGCAAAAAAAAAGUUUCCCUUUUCUAUUCUGAUGCUGGAGGGUUCCUGCUCAUCUGCCCGCUCUGGUUCCUGCAGGACCAAAUGGCUGAUUCUGGCUGCUCCCAGAAACUUUCUCUGAGUGCAGCAGGAAGAUACUGAACAUGAUGCAGUGCUUGCAGUGCUAACAAGAAAGGAUGAGCGUGCUUCAUGUCUGUACAGGAGCUGGCUUUUUGUUCUUAGGGAGUGAUUGAGACAAAUUAAUUGAAAUAAAGGGGAAGCAGGUCACAGGCUCUCAGUUUCAUGUUUAUUCAGUGUUGCUAGCUAUAGCUACUUGGUUAAUGUAGGAUUACAGGGUCAUUACCUGAAAACAGAAACAACUAUGCUAAAAAAAUAAAACUGGUUUCCUGUCAGA
Molecule: messenger RNA, 3016 nt
Organism: Grus americana (Whooping crane)
Lineage: Eukaryota; Metazoa; Chordata; Aves; Gruiformes; Gruidae
Gene: NAGA
Product: alpha-N-acetylgalactosaminidase
Exons: 8
Coding region: 74-1372 (432 amino acids)
Biological process (GO): oligosaccharide metabolic process; glycosylceramide catabolic process; glycoside catabolic process
Cellular component (GO): cytoplasm
Molecular function (GO): alpha-galactosidase activity
Source: RefSeq, a predicted model, not a curated record